Messenger RNA from Temnothorax curvispinosus, 4467 nucleotides. RefSeq lists its product as uncharacterized. NCBI's taxonomy places the organism in Eukaryota, Metazoa, Arthropoda, Insecta, Hymenoptera, Formicidae. The transcript has 5 exons. The record is from RefSeq and is a predicted model, not a curated record. Gene Ontology annotation, cellular component: nucleus. The coding region runs from base 278 to 4069 and encodes 1263 amino acids. Gene Ontology annotation, biological process: mitotic recombination; double-strand break repair via homologous recombination; double-strand break repair via single-strand annealing.
UUGCCAAAAAAGAAAGAUAAGAACUAAAGUGUUUGUGUCGACUUGUGUCGCUUGUUGGAAACUCCCACAAUUGAUCGAUUUCUCUAUCGUUGAAUCGACUUCUUUCGAGUUUCGAGUUUCAAGAUGGCAUUCUUCAUUAUCGUGAUCUCUCGAUUAUCUCGACUGCGAUUGGUUGAUUUUCUUUUCGUCUCUGUUUUGUUUUCUCACGUGUCGCCGGUCGCCGGUCGCUUUUGCGCGCUAAAAUUUGCGAUUUAAAGACACGAUUUUGACAACGGAUAUGUACAACGGGCAUGAAUAUUUGUCGUGCAUCAAAAUCCCCGCUGCAAAACAAGCCACGACGAAGAGUACGAACAAGCCCGAGAAGGCAGAACCGAUGGAUUUCACAGCUGAUCGUCGUGAUUUAAUAUCAGUGGCCAAUAAGGUCUUCGGAGAGGGCAAAUGGAAUCAUACAAUCAGCCAAAAUUUAGACUUCGUCGAUACAAUAGAUGCUCGAGAUAAGUGCUGUGCUGGCUGCGUCAGUUUCGUUAAGAUCCAGCUUGACAAUGGAAACUUUCACGAGGACGUUGGUUAUUAUGUUGCGGAGGAAUCUACAAAAGGCUUGUCAAUACAAAACGCCAGAAUUGGUUCCGCUGUAAAAACCUUUGAAAGAGUUCUCCUGUCGUUUGGAAACAAUAUUGAAAGAGAGCUGCAACAGCUGCGGAAACAGAUUAGUCCUGAACAAACUAACGACGUACAAAAGGAUGUGGCACAAUCAUUGGAUAAGCAGAUAUCCAAAAAAUCAAAUGUUUCUGUUAACAAGUCUGUGCUGCAGACAGAGUGUCUUAGCGAACCAAUUCCGAGGGAGUUUCUUACCCCCUUCUUAAAAGAAUCGGUUUCUAAUAAGUUUUCGCUAACAGAACAUACCAGUGAACCUGAAGCAAAUAAGAAUUCUGUAUCCUGCGUCUACCCCUUGCCAAAUAAAACAAAUACUACAACUGAACAGAAGCUGAAAUCAGUAACUUACAAUAAUGCACUCGUUUACGCGGAGAAGAGGCUGGAACAAAUAAAAAGAAAGGAGAGAACGGAAGAAUACUUGUACAUGUACGUCAAUGUCCAUCUCGAGGAUAGCUUUGACGAUCACCAAGGAAAUGAUCUCUACGACCCAGUGGAGAGGGACCACGUUAAAAACCCUCAUAGAGAGCCUUUGCGAGAAAUGGAAGAGAAUCAAGGAAAGAAUUCUGCAGUGGCAUUAGGAGAAGUUGAUGAGGCAACACCGACGGAUCUGAAGCCUUCUUCUCUCGCAAAAAUAAACACCGAAAAAAUGCAUAGACACGAGUGUAUUAUACAUCCGACUUCCGCGGCCCUGUUAUCAGUGAAACUGGUAGCUCCGGCGAAAGAAGUGGGUCCGAGCAACGUUGGGCUCAUGGGAGCACCCGACUCCAAAGACACCGUUGCUUUUCCUGGGUGCAAGACAUAUAGUCAGAUGAGUUACGGUUGUCUGAGUCGCUCGUACCUCGUAUCGGUAAUCUCUAUGCCUCCUUUCUCUAAACAAAAAGUCCCGACAACGACCAACUUACGGGCACGAUACAAUAAUGUAGGUCCAAGCUCCGGCCUAGAAGUAACUGAAAAACAUGCUUCAACGAUAACAGAACUUAUCACCGUGUCCUCAAUGGCAGCGAUUGAUUCACCGACAUCAGAGAAUCCGAUCAUAAAAGGUUCUUCAUGGAUAAAGAGUUCCAUGAUACCAGUCAGCAAGGUAACAAUCAACCAAAUGCCUGCUACUGCAAUAUCUGAGAGAAUUCCAUUCUCCCCAGAAUACUUAGCUAUGAGAGAAAAAUUGAGUGCUACCCACGCUCCUGAUGGGGCUUCUAUCCUCAGUUUGGCAAAGUGGUUGAACACCACCACCGAUACUGCUUGUGAACAGGCAGCACUAUUAAGAUUAACGUGUAUGGGACUGAGUCUGGAACCCGAUUUGUAUAGGACUGACCCAGUCGUUGCUCAGUUUGUGAGAAGAGUGUCAACCACCCAGAGUUUGGGAAUCGAAUUGCGACCAUUCACCAUAAACAAUGAGUAUUUUGUGUCUGCCGCCCCUUUGGACAUAGCGUUAGCAAUAGCGUUAAAUAAAAUUGAUCCAUUCCCACGUUGGGGCUAUACUGGAUUAGAUAGCGAAUGGGCUAUGGUACCGGUCCGUCGUGAAAUGUUGGGUAGAUGGUCCCUCGCCCCUUAUGUGGCGUCCUUCAUGCAUUCACAGCUUUGGGCGGGGGAUGUGAACUGGACCCAUGAAUGCACGUGGUUGGGCACCGAUUGGGUUCCUUACAGGAAGGGCUUUGUAGCUACUAUGCCCAAAAUAAAUUCCGUGCAUAUACCCGGACCGAAAAGAAUAAUGUUGGUCUUGAUGGACUGUAACUCCAGCAAUGCUCCAAAAUCGGUUCUUCUUGGAACCACUUACGUACCCGUGAUAACGCGCGGAGAUGAGCCAAAUGCUGAUGUCGAUUUCGUCCAAGGUGUGUGGGCGGGCUGGUUUACAGUACAGAAUAUAGAUAACGUAAGAGCCGCAAUUGCUGAUGCCAUGCAAGUUAUGUUGAAUGAAAUGUGCACUGAUACUGUUCCUGGAUCGGUGCUGGCUCUGGCGUCUGAGCUGUAUGGCAGAUGGGGGUUUGGUCUCCACUCUCAACGUGACAUAGAGCGUGACUAUCUCAAAAAGCCGUUUUCGGGAGCGUGGGCUUUUUCCGGUUCACAGUCGGGAUCUUACCCAAAUACCAUUGACAAAAGGAAUGGAAAAGUGAUGGCCAAUGCAUAUACACCAAACGAAACAGAUGGCACCAAGUGGAUCGUAGAUUCCGAUACCUUACUAGAUAAUAUGUUGACCGCAUUUGGCUUUUGUCAACACUCUCCAGUGCAUCGUCUCUCUUCUGGAGGAGUGAAGGGUACGGGAUCCUAUGAGAUGCAUACUAUUGAUGUGGACGGCACUAAGUGGAACAUAUUGGGCAAUCCCACUUGUUUCUGGAUAAAUGAAGAACCAGCCGGUGGCCCCGCAUAUAAUGUUUCAACAUGCAGCAGUAUGAUGCGUUUGUGCAUAGGAGUGGGACUCGUAACUGCAAGCAACGGUGGUUACAGUUUUACAUCAAUGGCCGGAAUGGGCACUUGGAUCCACAUGAAUGCUGUCGCAUUGUCGGCUGAUUCGGUUUUAUUUCUACUAAAGAACGAGAUAGAUUUAAAAUCAUGGUUUGGGUUUGUCCCGGAAUUCUUACAACAUACCAACAUGAGAAGUUUAUAUUCUAGUUUGUUGCGAGAAAUAGGCCACAAGAUGUACAAUUGGUUAGAACCAAUUGGAUUUAAGAUCGAUGAUAUGUACUGGCGCUGGGAUGAUAUUUUUUUUUUCUACUUGCGUAUGCCCAACUCGACGUAUGAUUUUCUGCGUUAUAGUGGUGUUCCAUCAUCACUCACAUUGCAAUGGAACACCAAAUGUGCCAUGGCUGAUAAUACACCUGCGCAAGACAUCAAGAUUGUCGUCACAGAUUCCGGAGUCACCUUCUACGGUAAUCCAAUCGUCUUUGGAAACGGUGUAACCAAGCUGAUAUAUUCAAUGACUACGGAUAUACUUAGAUAUUCUCCAAGAAUAUUGAUUCGCCCGUUGGGUGCGCGGAAUAUGCUCAUGGGCGUGAACGUGGAAAGCUGGGGCAGCCUGAGCACUGGCAGAGAGUACAAUCCGACCGACACUCAGUAUUUCCAAUCAAACACGUUACUGUAUUGCUGUAGAUAUCCGCAGGCGGUGUGUGCUGGUGACAACGAGAUGUGGACCACGGGCGCUAUGGCAGCGCUAAAGGGAGCUGAUGCUUAUUCACAUCGCAUCUCAGCCAUUCAAUAUCCUGACUCUGAUACAGCGGAUAGUUUUUUACAGAAAGCUCUCGGCGUGUUGGCCGCCCCUGUAGUAGCAGGUUACAAAGCAUACACGACGAAGGGCCCAGUAGCAGCACUGACGGCGGCCAGUGGCAAACUAGCGGAAAUAGCUGGCAAGGAAAUUCAGGACCUUCCUCCAGGUGGAAACGCUGGGAUGGUGGGUCAACCAAGAGACACAGCCUUGGCUUGACCUGGAACACGUCAACAAAGCGCCAAAGCGCUCUCGUAUCAACUAAUAAAGACCAUUAAGAUUUACAAUUAAAUUUCCACCACACGAAGAAAUUAAAUUAGGCAGCCACUCAUAAUAAUUUAUACGAUUCUGUAUAGUAAGAGAGCGUUGUCAGAUAUAUUGAAGGUUGGAAAAAUGCGUUCAAUGUAUUCGUUUCUUCAGCCAGAUUACACAUACGCGAGUUCCUCAAUUCGAAUUUGUAAAGAUUUUACGUAAUGGCCCGAUAGCUUAUUUUGACGUCACUCAGUAUGGAUUUUCGCCUAGACUUCGAAAACGAUUUGAUUACAAAAUGCACGUAUAUUGUAUCUAAUAUUAUUGUCUGAUAAUUAUCUCUAAUAAACUAUUUCUUUCUUUCGUAA